Molecule: messenger RNA, 2524 nt
Organism: Athalia rosae (coleseed sawfly)
Lineage: Eukaryota; Metazoa; Arthropoda; Insecta; Hymenoptera; Athaliidae
Product: protein ABHD18
Exons: 10
Coding region: 427-1965 (512 amino acids)
Source: RefSeq, a predicted model, not a curated record
GUUUCAUACAACACUCGUAAUUCCUCGAGGAGACCUUUGAGAAUUCUGCGUAAAAUAUAAAUACGUAUAGACUACGAAUGAGUUUGUCGGUUUCGCUGUAAUCGCAGAGCAAUAUUCACGUGGUGGAAUAUGGUGUCAUCUGUGUUCAAGUGAAUUGUAGUACCCUGUAGAUAAUCAGUGAAAAACACAUGCAGCCAGGGCAUGCAGCGGAUUGUGGCUGUGGCCCGAUCAGAUGGUAGUUCAGAAUCCCUUGAUUUUGACGUUUCAUGCAACGCGGUGCUGAACAUUUCGAGAUCAUUUUGGACAGGGGGAAAUUUAUGUAGUGUUUAUACAGUUAUUAAUAUACAGGCCUGUUAACACACGUACCUCAUCGAACACUAUCAGGAUAAUUAAUAUAUCAGUGAUCAGCAUAAUCAAUUUUUUAUAAUGCCCGCUAGUCGAUUGGAUGCAGUGUACAGGAGUAUUUUGCUCACCAAAUUUUUCACAAAAGGUUGGGGAAAACCAGAAAAUUUGAAAAGAAUAUUUGAGUUUCGAAAAGUGGUGUCAAACCGAGAAGCUUGCUAUCAGCUUAUACCUCGCGAUUAUCCUGUAACAAUCACUAAGGAUGAAGAAUGGUCCGACUGCCACAUUCUGGAGGGAUCAUUCGAGUCACCCUUUGAAAGAAGUCUUCCCGGUCUUAUGCCAGAGGAAACUCGAACUGCUCAUUUUCAAGUUGUUUUACCUCGUAAAUGGCAGUCACAAAAAAUCAAACCCAUUUGUCUCCACCUCGCUGGUACGGGAGAUCAUUUUUACUGGCGGCGUCGCAACCUGAUUGCUCGUCCACUUCUGAAGGAAGCUGGAAUCGGAGCAAUUCUUCUUGAGAAUCCUUUUUAUGGUCUCAGGAAACCUAAGGAUCAGAUACGUUCGAGCUUACAUAACGUCUCAGACAUCUUUGUAAUGGGUGGUUGUUUAAUAAUGGAAUCUAUAGUUCUGUUAAACUGGUGUGAACAGCAAGGCUUUGGACCCUUAGGGCUUACUGGACUAUCCAUGGGUGGUCACAUGGCCUCUUUAGCGGCAACAAAUUGGCCCAAGCCAAUCCCUCUGAUACCAUGCCUGUCGUGGUCCACAGCAUCACCAGUUUUUACUGAGGGUGUCAUGAGUGCCUCCAUAAACUGGGAUCUUCUGGAGUCACAAUACUUCUCGGAUGAAGUCUAUCAAAAUGAUUUAGCCAAGAUGGUCAAAGUAGUUGCUCAAGAUGAUGCCUUCUUAGCAGGACAACAUUUUGCGAAACAUUUCCCGGAGAGUAUGAACAGGAUGAAUGAAUUGAAAAAGGAAACUACAGAGACGGAUCGACCUGUACCUGGCGAUUCUAAAAAAGAGCACAAGACGUCAGGCGAGAACCUGUCACGUAAAGCACACAGCCUUACCGAUGUUCAGAACAACAAAAAUAGUGCUGCUCUCGAUAUUGGCAGUAAUAAUCACUCUUCUAAAGAUAUAACAGGCAAUAGUCGUAUCAAGACUGAUCACAACACAGUUGAAAGCGCACAAAGAAUUACCACUGAGAAAGCAGCUGCGUCAAUAUUCCCCCUUAACAUCAUUGCCAACAAAUUGAAACCCUCAGAAAAUGAGGCGUUGAAAGGGAUUUGCCUGUUACCCGUGUCGAAACACCCACUGCUUUCAGACAGCAAGUGGCGUGAACGAGAAGCCUUACAGUUCAUGCGGGGUGUGAUGGAUGAAUGCACUCAUCUGGGAAACUUUGAAGUACCAGUUGACACCGACUUAAUCAUAGCUGUGUGUGCUCGUGACGAUGCCUACAUUCCUAGAGAAGGCUGCAUGGGACUCGAACAAAUUUGGCCAGGUGCAGAAAUUCGAUUCAUUGAUGCCGGUCAUGUGACCGCAUACCUUCUACAUCAAAAGCUGUUUCGGUCAACAAUCAUCGAGGCGUUCGAUCGAUGCAUGAAAAAAUAUCCGAUUAAUAAUAGCUGACAAUAACCCUAAAUUAUCGGUGUAGCCUAGUCAAAUGUUGUGCGAUAAAUAUUUUAAAUAUUAAUUAGAUCGAGCUAUAUACAUAAGCAUAAAUAUAUUGAUGAGGUUUUGAACUAUGGCAUGGCUACGGAAAUGUGUUCUUAAUCAGUGACCGUAUGCCUGUGCAAUAAAAUGCGACCAUCUUUCAAUCCUAAGUGUUCGUUGUCUAUAUAAAUUAAUGAAACAGUGAUAUGCAUCAAAACAAUGGUAACAAUGUAGAUAACAUUUGUCUGAGAAUGGUUCAAGUACCAUAACUUGAUCAAUUAUUGAAAGUACGAGAGUUAAGCUGUUAGCCUAAUGAAUUCAAUAUUAUAUAUUGGCAUUCAUUCCUGCUAGGCACUCGUUUUUGUACAUAGAUAUAUCAAGAAUGGACAAUCUUUUCAUAGUUAACGAUCUCUUUAUUGCAUAUAUUUACACCUCUACAAUAUUUAUACCAAUACUAUUUACAAAAAUGUUGUCAGAAUAUAUUACACUAAAUAUUUUUCUAUUAAGCUGUGUACAAUAAAACUACUUAUAUGUA